Molecule: messenger RNA, 2136 nt
Organism: Penicillium paradoxum
Lineage: Eukaryota; Fungi; Ascomycota; Eurotiomycetes; Eurotiales; Aspergillaceae
Product: putative chromatin remodeling complex subunit (Arp8)
Exons: 4
Coding region: 1-2136 (711 amino acids)
Biological process (GO): double-strand break repair; regulation of DNA-templated transcription
Cellular component (GO): Ino80 complex
Source: RefSeq, a predicted model, not a curated record
AUGGUCGGGAAGAAGUCGGGCAAGGCCCUCCGGGAUGAGGGCCUGGAGCGGACCGAUAAUAACAUGGAAUUAUCCAGCUGGCCGCAGAUUCCAGCAAUCAACCAGAAGAACUACUAUACGGACUACCUGAAACGCGAUGACCAAAACCUCGCAUUCCGACUCCAAAAUGAAGAAGCAAGGACGAAAAUGACGAAGAAAGCGAAGGAUCAUGACCGUGCCAUGGCUAUGGCCAAAACCGAGACUGGAGAAGGAGAGGGGGAGGUAGAAGGUGACACUCAUAUGGAGGAUACGGAGGAGACCCCCGCCGAGAUGGUUGGCUCCAAGGUUAUCGUCAUCCAUAUGGGUAGUCAAAAUCUACGAAUUGGACUUGCCAGCGAUGCACUGCCAAAGACAUUGCCGAUGGUGAUUGCGAGGAAAUCAGCCACGAAUGAGUCCGAAGAACACGAGGAACCCAAGCCCAAAAGGUUUAAAUAUGAUGAUGGCUCUGAGAUGGAGCCAGAGAAGAUGUUUGGAUCUGACUGGUCGUCUCAUUUCAAUCGGAUGUCUGCGGAUUUGAAGGUGCACAUGCGACAAAAUAAGCGAAGGAUGCUUCCAAACUCCAAGGAGAUGGUGGUAAACUACAAUCGCAGAACUGCACCGGAAAUUAUUUCUGAACACAAUGACCCGAUGCGUGCUGAAUGGACCGAACUUUCUAGCCCUCCACCAGAGUAUAUUGUCGGACAGCCGGCCCUGCGAGUACCGGAUUCUUCAAAACCUCGAUACAAGUUGUACUGGCCAAUCCAGAAUGGUUGGUGCAACGAGAAGGAUUAUGCGAGCAAGAGGUCUCUAUUCCUGGAUAUUUCGUUGAUUCUGGAGGAUGCGAUCAAGAAUCAACUGCAGUUGACCAGCAAGACGGAUUGGGCUCAGUACUCGUGUGUAUUCGUCAUUCCAGAUCUGUAUGACAAGGCCUAUGUCACUCAGGUUCUGGAGAUGUUGAUGCGAGAGUUUGCUUUCGCUCGAGUGUGUUUCAUCCAAGAGAGUCUGGCAGCCACAUUUGGUGCUGGAUUCACGUCGGCCUGUGUUGUCGAUAUUGGAGCACAAAAGACUUCGAUCUGCUGUGUGGAAGAAGGAAUGUGCAUUGAAAACUCCAGAGUGAAUCUGAAAUUCGGCGGUCAAGACAUGACCGAAACAUUCGUCAAAAUGAUGUUGCAUGACCAUUUCCCUUACGCAGACAUCAAUCUCCGACGCAGACACGAUUUCCUUCUGGCCGAAGAGCUUAAGAAGAACAUCUGCACCAUGAACGAAGCCAGCGUUUCUCCUCAAGUCUUCGAGUUUCACCUUCGCGUAGCAGGCCAGGAUACGCGAAAAUAUGCCUUCAAGGCCUUUGAUGAAGUUCAUCUUGCGCCAAUGGGUGUCUUCGAACCUGCUAUUUUCGACAAUUCGGAAAAAAUCAAGGGAAGACGAACCUUGAUCGAUCGAUCCGUAGACAUAUACGAUGGGUCAUCUAAUGAUCCUACUUCUGCCGCACAGUCAGAGAUCUUGACUGCCAUUGCGCCUCCCCUGCCUAAGAUAAAUGGGGAGUCUCACUCAGUGGCGCCGGAUGCUACACCAAGCCGCCCCCAGCAUCUCAAUCCUUUAAGCAAAGUUCACGAUGUUGAGGGCACCCCUCGAUCUUCUGUCGCUGGCUCUCCGGCACCGGAGAACACAGGAACUCCUCAAGCCGGAGGGGCAAGCACACCCGCAAUCGCGGCCCCCGCAGCUCAACCUCCCCGUCCCCCCGCUGUCGAAGAAAGAGAUGACAUCAUGCCCAUCUUCGGUCUAGACAACGCUAUUCUCACCUCCAUUGCCCACGCAGCUCGCUCCGAUGAGAAGAAGAUGCGAGACUUCAUUGGCGGUAUCAUGGUAGUUGGUGGUGGCAGUCUGACCAGUGGAUUCCACCUAUUCCUUGAAGAGCGACUGCAAACUCUGCGCCCUAGCUUUGCAAAGGAGAUCAUGAUCGGGACACCGCCCAGAGAUCUCGAUCCUCAAGUCGUUGUGUGGAAAGGAGCCAGUAUUUUCGGGAAGCUGAACUCCACAAAUGACAGUUGGAUCGGAAGGCUGGAGUAUGAUCGUCUUGGUCCCCGGUUGAUGGCGUAUAAGUGCAUGUGGGCCUACUGA